Molecule: messenger RNA, 1608 nt
Organism: Drosophila busckii
Lineage: Eukaryota; Metazoa; Arthropoda; Insecta; Diptera; Drosophilidae
Product: forkhead box protein O1-B
Exons: 4
Coding region: 20-1549 (509 amino acids)
Biological process (GO): anatomical structure morphogenesis; regulation of transcription by RNA polymerase II; cell differentiation
Molecular function (GO): RNA polymerase II cis-regulatory region sequence-specific DNA binding; DNA-binding transcription factor activity, RNA polymerase II-specific
Source: RefSeq, a predicted model, not a curated record
GAAAACCAAGUUCAGUGGGAUGAUUACAGCAAUGAAAGAUUCAACAGAACGUGAUCAUUCAUGUAGUUUCAUAAAACCUUUGGACCUCCACCUGGACGAGUCCGAUGACGACGAGGAACGUGAAUUGACUAAUUUAAAUUGGCUACUUCGCAACCAGAACUUAACAUGGCCAAACACCAUUGAGGCUAGUUCUGAAGAUGAAAGCAAAGGUAGUAUGAAGUCAAAGUCCAUGGAUUGGUCAACUGCAAGGAAAGCGACGAAUAAAUACAUAUCUGCUCGGAAUCUAAUUGUUUAUCCUGAAUCAAAAAAAAAUGUAUCAAAAACUAUAGAUCCGAACUUAUUAACUGGAACAACACAGCAUUCAAAAAGGCUAAGCCCGUCCGAACGAUACGACAUAUUCAUAAAUAAACUCAAAUGCGAUUUGGUUGAAUACGAAAAGGGUGCUGUUAAAUAUAAAACGGAUGUAAAUGAAAAGCCACCUUUCAACUAUUCACAUAUCAUAGGCAUGGCAAUGCUUGAAAAUGGGCGUGUGACUUUACAACAAAUUUGCUCUUGGAUUGAAUCGAAGUUCGCCUUUUUUCGGGUGCGUAAAAAGUGGAAUAAUUCAAUAAGACACAAUUUGUCACUGCACCAUUGUUUUCGCAAUCAAAAGCGCGAAGAGAAGGGUAAAGGUGGUUAUUGGGAAUUGGGAGUUGAUCUGAAGAAGUGCGAUAGAAAACGUGUUCGUAAUCGUAAAGCGGCACAAUUGAAGACAAAACCAAAAAGAUUGAACCAAGUGAACGCAAAAACUGAAAAGGAACGAAAUUUACUCGAGCAAAUGGAAAAUAACAGGAAGAUCCAUGUUCAAGGCGAAACUUUGUCAAGUACCUCGGACAUAAAAUCUAUGCAAUUACUUUAUCGAAAACACCCACAUGCAAAGGCGGACACACUUAGCAACGAGGAAAUGGGAAUGUCUAUCGAGUCGGUCCUAGAGAUGCAGCAAGAAGUUCGGCCGACACACUUUAGAGAACAGUGCCUUACCUUAAGCGGGACCGAAGUAGGACUGGAACUUCCAUCACCCAGCUCCCGCAACCAGUUGAUUGAUACGAAUUCGGAAGAAACAUUGCUAUGCCCAAGCACCGAUGUUCUGGAGUCAAUGGGGCUUAGCAAUAGUGAGUGUGUCUAUACGCAACAGCAAUAUGAACUUGGAACUAUUAUAAUCAGCACUACGGGCAUCAUAGAUGAAUCCUUCAGCCUAAAUAAGUUCUCUUGCCCUAAUAUGAUAUAUGCAGACGACGAGAUUCCAUUGGCUAGUGAAAAUGUGAUUAUAUCAUCUAAUAAGUCCACUGAUGUACAUGCUACGUCUGUUCACAUGAAUGCAUCGGAUAUAACUAGACCAGAAGUUCCCAGCAGCUUAACUAUAAAUUGCGAUUACUCGAACUUCAGGCCGUACAUGGAUGGUCUUGACAUCGGGAUUGAAGAACCUUUUGAUUACCUCCACAACAACGAAAUUAGUCGGAACGAGGAUAUUUUGGAUAACCUGUUGGACGUAUGUGUCAGAGAUUAUUAGCUGACCAAAAUAUGUUUUUAGUCACUCAAAUAUGCUGUAAAAAUUCAGAAUAUAUUAUA